Messenger RNA from Scleropages formosus (Asian bonytongue), 5094 nucleotides. RefSeq names its product drosha ribonuclease III (gene drosha). The coding region runs from base 200 to 4144 and encodes 1314 amino acids. Lineage: Eukaryota; Metazoa; Chordata; Actinopteri; Osteoglossiformes; Osteoglossidae. The record is from RefSeq and is a predicted model, not a curated record. Gene Ontology annotation, biological process: primary miRNA processing; rRNA processing; pre-miRNA processing. Gene Ontology annotation, cellular component: nucleus; microprocessor complex. The transcript has 32 exons. Gene Ontology annotation, molecular function: ribonuclease III activity; RNA binding.
GGCACCUUCCGAUUCUAUCACGUUAGACAGACGAUUUCCUAGCGAAACGAGACGAACUUGAGUAGUUCUCGUCGAACACUUUUUUUUUUGGUGCAUAGUUUUAAAUGAUUUUUAUUUGCUCCCUGUUCUGUUUGCUUCAGCUGUAUUUUAUUUGCGUGUCUCCGCAGUUGUUCCUUGUUGAACGUUCCGAAAGGACAUCAUGUCUUACCACCCGGGUCGUGGCUGUCCCAGAGGGAGAGCCCCCCCUGCACAGCAUGUGACCGCCCAGAACUAUCGAGCCCCAAGCUUGAGGCCUCCCCCGCCUCACGCCCCCCACCCUCCCUUGCCUCCCUAUCAUUACGAGGCGCCAGCGCCGUGCCCGGGUUACCCUACUCAAGGCUACCCGACGCCCCGCUCCGACUUCAUGCCUUACCCGCUGCCGGUGCCUUCGCAAGGUCUGAAUCCCCUCAACCAGUGCCCCCCUUGCCGACCCCCCUUUCCAAACCCUCCCGUGAGGCAGGGCUUUCCAGAGCCACCUAACUUUCCCCCGCCCCCUCUCCCCAACGCUGCCGGCUCGGUGGCCUCCGCUCCAAAUGCCUACCACUACAUGAUGCCACCAGGGCCCCCACCACCCCUCCCACACCCCCCUGCCCCACCCCCAGUGCCCCAGCCCAUGAGCUGCCAACCACCCUACUCAAUGGGCUAUGGCCAGCCCCCAUUCCUCCCACCAGGCUUCAACCCUGCCUAUAGCCAAGGCUCGGGUUCCUUUGUUGGGGACAGUUUCCGGCAUGCAGGCCAGUAUAAGACGGAAAAGCCCCCAGCAAUACCCAGGUCACCCGAGAGGAGCCGACGGCACGAAGACCACCGACACAGGGGCUACGGCAGCCACGGGGAGCGGCACAAGGUGGACCGGGGGCGCAGCCCAGACAGGCGCAGACUAGAAGGAGGACGUCACCGCUCUGACUACGACCGGGGCAGGACACCGCCACGCCACCGCAGUCGGGAUCGCAGCAGGGAGAGGCAUCGGCACAGGGAGAGUCGCAGGUCUCCAUCUCUUGACAGACAGUACAGGAAGAGACCCAGGAGCCGAUCGACCAGCCGGGACAGGAAGCGGCUCCGGUGGGAGGAGGAGCGGGAGAGGCGGCCGGAUGCGGGAGCAGGAGUCGGCCGGGAGCGGAGCCACACCUCAGCAAAGAGUCGCGAAGUGGAGGACGGGGCCCCCGACAAACCUGAGGAGGAGCGGGAGGACGAGGAGCUGCUGAAGCCGGCCUGGAUCCGCUGCACCCAUGCGGAAAACUACUACUCCAACGACCCCAUGGACCAAGUGGGUGACUCCACUGUGGUAGGUACCAGCAAGCUGAGGGACCUGUACGAGCGCUACGAAGAGGAACUGGUCCGCAGGCAAGAGCGUGCCAAGGCUGCCAAGCCCCAGUGGGAACCACCGCGGACCAAACUCGAUGAAGACCCUGAUGAAAGCUCCAGUGAGUCUGACUGUGAGUCCGACGAGGCCAGCAGCUGCUCCAGCAGUUCUGACUCAGAGACCUUUGACGUCAUUGCUGAGAUCAAACGGAAGAAGGCCCACCCAGAUCGCCUACAUGAGGAGCUGUGGUACAACGACCCCGGGCAGAUGAACGAUGGACCCCUGUGCAAGUGCAGUGCGAAGGCCAGGCGCACUGGGAUUCGACACAGCAUUUACCCUGGAGAGGAGCCCAUCAAGAAGUGUCGUCCAAUGAGUAACAACGCCGGGAAGCUCUUUCACUACAGAAUCACGGUCUCUCCACCUACCAAUUUCCUAACGGACAGGCCGACAGUGAUCGAGUACGACGACCACGAAUACCUCUUCGAGGGCUUCUCCCUCUUUUCUCACACACCUCUCAAUAAUAUUCCAUUGUGCCGGGUGAUCCGCUUCAACAUAGAUUACACCAUCCACUUCAUUGAAGAAAUGACUCCAGAGAAUUACUGCGUGAGAGGACUCGAGCUCUUCGCCUCCUACCUGUUCAGGGACAUCUUGGAGCUGUAUGACUGGAACCUCACUGGACCCGAGAUGGACGGCGAGUCCCCUGGCUGCCAGAGGUUCCACUUCAUGCCUCGUUUUGUCAGAUUACUGCCUGAUGGUGGAAAGGAAGUCCUUUCCAUGCACCAGGUCUUGCUGUACCUGUUGCGGAGCAACAAGCCACUGGUGCCUGCAGAGGAGAUCGCUGACAUGCUGCAGUGGGAAGAACUGGAGUGGCAGAAGUACGCCGAGGAGUGCAAGGGCAUGAUCGUCACCAAUCCUGGCAUGAAACCAAGCUCGGUACGGAUAGACCAGCUGGACCGGGAGCAGUUCAACCCCGACGUCAUCACAUUCCCUAUCAUAGUGCAUUUCGGGAUCCGGCCAGCCCAACUGAGCUACGCAGGAGACCCCCAGUACCAGAAGUUGUGGAAAAGUUACGUGAAACUGCGCCACCUUCUGGCCAACAGUCCCAAGGUGAAGCAAGUGGACAAGCAGAAGCUCGCCCAGCGAGAGGAGGCCCUCCAGAAGAUCCGGCAGAAGAACACCAUGCGGCGAGAGGUAACCGUGGAGCUGAGCAGCCAGGGCUUCUGGAAGACGGGCAUCCGCUCUGACGUCUGCCAGCAUGCCAUGAUGCUGCCGGUGCUAACGCAUCACAUCCGCUACCACCAGUGCCUCAUGCAUCUGGACAAGCUGAUUGGCUACGUCUUCAAAGAGCGCUGCCUGCUGCAGCUGGCCAUGACCCACCCGAGUCAUCACCUGAACUUCGGCAUGAACCCGGAUCACGCCCGAAACUCGUUGUCCAACUGCGGCAUCCGGCAGCCCAAGUACGGGGACAGGAAGGUGCACCACAUGUACAUGAGGAAGAAGGGUAUCAACACAUUGAUCAACAUCAUGUCUCGCCUCGGCCAGGAUGACCCCUCUCCUUCCAGGAUCAAUCACAAUGAGCGGCUCGAGUUUCUCGGCGAUGCUGUCGUAGAGUUCCUCACCAGUGUCCACCUCUACUACCUGUUCCCGAACUUGGAGGAGGGGGGGCUCGCCACCUACAGGACGGCCAUCGUGCAGAACCAGCACCUCGCCAUGCUGGCCAAGAAGCUGGAGCUGGACAGGUUCAUGCUGUACGCCCACGGACCGGACCUGUGCCGGGAGUCGGACCUGCGCCACGCCAUGGCCAACUGCUUCGAGGCUCUCAUCGGAGCCGUGUACUUGGAGGGUGGUCUCGAGGAGGCCCGGCAGCUUUUCGGCAGACUGCUCUUCAACAGCGAGGACCUGCGGGAGGUGUGGCUGAAUUACCCUCCUCACCCGCUGCAGGUGCAGGAGCCCAGCACGGACCGGCAGCUGAUCGCCACGUCUCCGGUGCUGCAGAAGCUGACGGACUUCGAGGAGGCCAUCGGCGUGCUCUUCACUCACGUGCGACUGCUGGCCCGUGCCUUCACGCUCCGCACGGUGGGCUACAACCACCUGACAUUGGGCCACAACCAGAGGAUGGAGUUCCUGGGGGACUCCAUCAUGCAGCUGGUGGCCACUGAGUACCUGUUCAUUCACUUCCCAGACCACCAUGAAGGGCACUUGACGCUGCUGCGGAGCUCAUUGGUGAACAACCGUACGCAGGCCAAAGUGGCCGAGGAGCUGGGCAUGCAGGAGUUUGCCAUCACCAACGACAAGACCAAGCGGCCCGUGGCCCUGAGGACCAAGACCCUGGCUGACCUGCUGGAGUCCUUCAUCGCCGCCCUCUACAUAGACAAGGACCUGGAGUACGUUCACACAUUCAUGAACGUGUGCUUCUUCCCCCGACUGAAGGAGUUCAUCCUCAACCAGGACUGGAAUGACCCCAAGUCUCAGCUGCAGCAGUGCUGUUUGACCCUGAGGACUGAGGGCAAGGAGCCCGAUAUCCCUCUGUACAAGACUUUGCAGACGGUGGGGCCGUCUCACGCCAGGACCUACACCGUGGCCGUGUACUUCAAGGGCGAGAGGAUCGGCUGUGGGAAAGGACCCAGCAUUCAGCAAGCAGAGAUGGGAGCUGCCAUGGACGCACUGGAAAAAUACAACUUCCCCCAGAUGGCCCACCAGAAGCGCUUCAUCGAGCGGAAGUACCGCCAGGAGCUGAGGGACAUGAGGCGGGAACGGGAGAGGCAGGAGAAGGAGGGAGACGAGGCAGAGGAGGGUCGGAAGUGACGGACUGUCUCAUCUCUCACCCCCCGGAGAGACCGAGAGACCUGAACCCGUGCGAGAGAGAGCAGUCGCUACGAGCGCCAGGCUGGAGAACAGCUCGUCUCUCUGCAACGCGUCUCUUUUAACGUGUUUACAUUUUCCUUCCUUGUGUUUUAAAUGUGCAAGUCAUGUCUUUAGUAUUUAAUUUAUGUAAGUAAGUUUUUAACUAAGCUGAAAGAACACCCAACUUCUAAAUAAACCAAAACACAUGAAGUGCUAGUUUUUUUUUUUUUCUCUCAAGAUUUGAACUUUUUGCCCUUGUUUCAAACGGGCCCCUUCGGUCUCAGAAACUGAAAUAAUUAAAACAUUUCAAGAUUUUUGAGAAACACUUUUUGAGGAGGGGAAAAGUUUUAAUUAAGUUAAUGUUACACGUAUUGUCCCCAAGUGUAUUCAUCUGCUUGCAAGAUAUGUUAACUGAUAAUAUUAAGGCUCACUGGUGCCACCAAAUUAAUUUUCUGCAUGACGUAACCAUACUUGCAGGUUUAGCUCAUUGAUGUCUCAAAAACACAAAAAAGUUUAUCUGUGCUUAUCAGAUUGUCUAAAACAUAAUUUUCAGGAUCCAUCAUUUUGGGAAAUUAUGCUUACUUCUAGAAAUAAAAUGUUCAUUAAAAGACGUGAAAAAUUGCACCACCCAACCAUGAUGAGGGGAAAUGGUUAAUGAUUCAAUUACAAUCAGCGCUAUCUGAGAUAUUGCCAUCUGCUUCACAUCUGCUUUUCCUUCCACAAUUUAAAAAUUGUUUUCCCUCUGUCCAAAUCCCAUUCCCAGCCUAAAGAUCUCAAUUAUAGAUAUUGUCUAAUUAGUAAUUGCAUCACCGCGGUAACCAAAACGGAUCCGUAAAGUCAUUGACCUGCCACGGUGGAAUUUAAGCAUUUAAGUCACACAAUAAAAAUAUUUGCUUUAUAGCCAAACUCAA